AAAAACCAGCCUUCAGCCAGAGAGCUGUUACCUCACCGCUAUUCCCAUCUAACAUCAGGCUCCGGGAAGGAAAGGAAGAUUCCUCUUCUCCCCUCCACCAAGAAUAGGAAGGGGAAACCACCGAGCGGGUCCAAAAGAGCUCUGGAGACCAUCUCCUCCCUCUCCCCCUCCUCGGGCCAGUGACAAAGCCUGCGCGCGGCGCCCCCAUGCGGCAGGAGGCGGUAGCGCUCUUCCUGAGCUACCUGUUACUCUACGCCUGCGGCGGGGUGGAGGCAGGCAAGCGAAAACAGGAAGAACGACGCUCGGAAGACCGAGGCUCCGGGUUCUGGGGCGCACUGACCUACAUGGUGGUCGGAGGAGGGCUCCUGGCCGCCGGGCUGCCCGCGCUGGGCUUCCUGAGCACCGGCAUCGCCGCCAACUCGGUGGGCGCCUCGUUGAUGAGCUUGUCGGCCGUGGCGAACGGGGGCGGUGUGCCCGCCGGGGGGCUGGUGGCCACGCUGCAGAGCCUCGGGGCUAGCGGUGGCAGUGUCCUCAUGGGUAAGAUUGGUGCCUUACUGGGCUACACGGUCCACAAACACCUCGAAAACAGCAAGGAGGAGGAGGAGGAAGAAGAGGAGUAGCCAGCAGCAACUGGGAACCCACUCCUUCCUCCAGUUGUAGUCCAGAGCUUUCUCUGUCACGCUCAUCGGUGACCUAAGUGAAAACACAGAAUAAAAUUCAAUCAGAGAA
Molecule: messenger RNA, 729 nt
Organism: Ailuropoda melanoleuca (giant panda)
Lineage: Eukaryota; Metazoa; Chordata; Mammalia; Carnivora; Ursidae
Gene: IFI6
Product: interferon alpha inducible protein 6
Exons: 5
Coding region: 207-620 (137 amino acids)
Biological process (GO): negative regulation of mitochondrial depolarization; release of cytochrome c from mitochondria; intrinsic apoptotic signaling pathway
Cellular component (GO): mitochondrial membrane
Source: RefSeq, a predicted model, not a curated record